Molecule: messenger RNA, 1005 nt
Organism: Pelmatolapia mariae (spotted tilapia)
Lineage: Eukaryota; Metazoa; Chordata; Actinopteri; Cichliformes; Cichlidae
Product: procathepsin L-like
Exons: 7
Coding region: 1-1005 (334 amino acids)
Biological process (GO): positive regulation of apoptotic signaling pathway; positive regulation of peptidase activity; immune response
Cellular component (GO): lysosome
Molecular function (GO): cysteine-type endopeptidase activator activity involved in apoptotic process; cysteine-type endopeptidase activity
Source: RefSeq, a predicted model, not a curated record
AUGAAGUUGCUGCUUGUUGUUUCUGCUGUUCUGGCUGUAUCCAGCUGUGCCAGCAUCUCUCUGGAAGAUCUGGAGUUUCACGCUUGGAAACUGAAAUUUGAAAAGUCAUAUGACUCUGAGUCAGGUGAGGCUCACCGGAAGCAGGUUUGGCUCAACAACCGCAAAUUUGUGCUAAUGCACAACAUCUUGGCAGACCAGGGUUUGAAAUCCUACCGCCUUGGGAUGACACACUUUGCUGAUAUGGACCAUGAAGAGUACAAACAGCUGGUUUCCCAGGGUUGCCUUCACACCUUCAAUGUUUCUCUGCCUCAGCGUGGCUCUACCUUCCUUGGCCUGCCUGAAGGUACUGAUCUGCCCGACACUGUUGACUGGAGGGAUAAGGGAUAUGUCACUGAAGUCAAGGAUCAGAAGCAGUGUGGCUCCUGCUGGGCCUUCAGUACAACUGGUGUUCUGGAGGGUCAGCACUUCAGGAAAACAGGAAAGCUGGUGUCUCUGAGUGAGCAGCAGUUAAUGGACUGCUCUCACAGUUUUGGCAACAAUGGCUGCAAUGGAGGAUCAGUGAAGCGGGCCCUUCAGUACAUCCAAGCCAAUGGAGGAAUUGACACUGAGACAUCCUACCCUUAUAAGGCUAAGGGUCAACGAUGCCGUUACAAGCCUGAUGGUAUUGGUGCCAAAUGCACUGGCUAUGUUCAUGUCAAACCCAGUAAUGAAGAAACCCUGAAGAAAGCUGUGGCCACUAUCGGACCGAUAUCUGUUGGCAUUGAUGCUUCUCGUAAUUCAUUCCAAUUCUACCAAUCAGGAGUGUAUGAUGACCCUGACUGCAGCAAGACAGUAUUGGACCAUGGUGUGCUGGCUGUGGGUUAUGGUACAGAAAAUGGACAUGACUACUGGCUGAUCAAGAACAGCUGGGGUCUCAGAUGGGGAGACAAGGGAUACAUUAAGAUGAGCAGGAACAAAUCCAACCAGUGUGGGAUUGCUUCUCAAGCAAGCUACCCUCUGGUCUGA